This is a messenger RNA of Symbiodinium necroappetens, 504 nucleotides long. NCBI's taxonomy places the organism in Eukaryota, Dinophyceae, Suessiales, Symbiodiniaceae. The record is from the annotation of a GenBank genome assembly.
AUGGCUUUCCGAUCAUCAACCGUUGUCCUGCCCCUGGCAGUUGUGGUGGCUUUCCUGACCCUGGCCCCCAGCUUCGUGCCGGCAGCCAACAAGGCGGAGCCGUCCCUGAGGGGACCUGCGGCAACCUCCGCAGCAGGCUUCGCUUGGCAGUUUGGGUUGGGUGCGUGUGCGGCCGCAGCGCUUGUCGCCGCUGCCCCUCAGCCAGCGCAAGCGUUCUCUGAGACGGAGCAUCCUGGGAUAUCAGGGGUAAGGCUAGGGGGUGGGUUUUCCAAAAUUCGUGGCCCAACGCUUGACUACUUGAUCAAGUUCUUACCUGAGCUGAACCAGUUCGGCUUGGUGUUUGCAAUUUUCUUCCUCGGGUUCUUUAUUGCUGGCUUGGUCCGCAUGUUCAACGCCACUCGAAUGGCAUUUGGCAUGCUUCGCACUGGACAGGCAGCUCUUGGCACUUUAGGUCAGGGUCGGGACACAAACGAGGCCCCCACGUGGUUCACGUGUUUCAGCUGA